This is a messenger RNA of Papilio machaon (common yellow swallowtail), 4263 nucleotides long. RefSeq lists its product as uncharacterized. Gene Ontology annotation, cellular component: postsynaptic specialization; glutamatergic synapse. Bases 442 to 4056 code for a protein of 1204 amino acids. Gene Ontology annotation, molecular function: molecular adaptor activity. The record is from RefSeq and is a predicted model, not a curated record. Gene Ontology annotation, biological process: signaling. The transcript has 8 exons. Lineage: Eukaryota; Metazoa; Arthropoda; Insecta; Lepidoptera; Papilionidae.
UGUUGUGUGCUAAUAUAAAUAAAACUCUAGCCUAAUGCAAUUUUUCUUAAUAGUGUUUAAUGGCGUGUUUUAGGUUAUUUAAUUUGUGUUUUCCCAAUAGUUUUUUUAUGUGUUAACAUGUGGUUAAGCUUAGUGAUUAAUUGUGUUAUUAAAUUUUAAAUGUUCCUAAUUUAAAUAGAGCCCGAUCAUAGAGUCCCUGUAUCGGCCAGAGACAUUGCGUUCCAAAUUUAUCACGUAGAACAGCGCUAUGUUGAAAUGAACAAAAAAAAAUUGAGUGCGAAGAACUGAUACUUCUAUAGUGGUGCUUAAACGAAUACAAAAAACAGUGCUAUAAUUAAAUUUUAUGUGGAUUUUUUUAACAAUUAUAAGGAAUUUAUCAGAUUUGUUUUACAGUUUAUUUAAAUAGUUUUAUGAUAAAAAUUAUAUUAAAAUCGAAGCGAAAUGGGAAAAAAGAAGAAACAGAACGGGAAAAAGGGCGGCAGUAGAUUUUUUCGCUGGAUGAGAAGCGAUUUACCUGAUGAGGAAGACAAGAAGACACCUGUCCUACUUUUAGGAGUCAACAAGAUAUCAGAUUCCCCUUCAUUUGUCAGAAGAAGAUCGAUUGAACCCCAUACUUCUGGUUCUAUAAGAUUCUUUAGACCGCCAAAAUCAAAAUACACAAGAGGACUUCAUGGAGACGAAAGAUUGGAGAAAAUUAGGCAAGAUCUCUUAGUGCAUAAACAUAAGCCUGAUAGGUACAUUCCAAAAACGACUCAUGAGGUGUCAGUAGAACCUUCGUCCUGCCAAAGACCUUGUCUAAAAUUAGGCUGCGCGGGAAAUUGUAAUUGUGACAGAAAAAGAUCAUCUAACAGAGGGUCGUUUUCUUUUCAUAGACCUGAAAAUCGUCAGUCAUCACUUUGUCCAUCAGAACCAUACGGCAAACCCGAGGAAAAGAAAGAUUAUUCAGAAAACGAUAUUGAAUACAAAUAUACAGAAUACAUUCCAGAUACAGAACCAUCCAGCAGCAAACAGACGUCGUACAACGUGACACCAAAAUCUACUGAACGUAGACAUUUUUUGCUCUCGAAUCUAAAUGAGAGAUUUCGCAAAACCCUAAGUUUAGAUUCUCGUAAAAUCGAAACUAAUCGUAUCCCUUUAAGUCUGCCUCAGGAACAGCGACCGAAAUCUCUCGUAAACACCAGUAAUAUUUGUGUACAGCAAUUUAAAUCUGGUGACCCUUUUAUACUACCAACUUUUGAUAAAACAAGUCAGCCAAAGAAAAAAAGAAAAUCAUUUUUCUCACUAGACACAUUCUUUGAUUCUAAAAAAUCUGACACGUCAUCCGUGGACGAUUACUGUUCUUCUAAGUAUAAACGUUUCGAGCUAGAGAGCGAUGAAUCGCCACUAUUCAGACGUGAUAUUUCCCCGCAGCAGCAAAGAGAAAAAACCCCUGACUUGUUAAAUUUACCAGUCAUAAUAGAUUCCGUUCGAAAGAAACAAUCGGAAACCAGACGUCAAUUGGAUAAGUUAGAAAGCCAUUUCUAUAAAAGUAUAAGCAAAACACAAACUGUUAUAGACGCGGUACCGAAAGACGCUACUGACGUACAAGGCCCAAGCGGACAUACCAAUCAUUUAUUCGUAUACGAUGAUGACGUAGAAUACAUUGAACCUAUACGAAGUAAUUUUACCAGUCAAAGCACCUUAAUAUUGGACAAGAACAUUCCCGGUGAAUUUACUUUAAAACCAGAUUCAACAUUAACUAUUAAUACUGAAGAUACGGACAUUAAACUACCAAGUUCUACAGUCUCGCCGAAAUCUAAUGAGGUGAGGAACCUUGAAAAUGAUUUAGAUAGUAUCGGUGCCUAUGAAAUCGAAGUAAAAGAAGCAGAUCUAUUAAAAGAUAAAAGUAAGAAUCUUACUGUAAAAGUAAUGGACAAAUCUGUUGAUUCGAUUGGCAGUUGCUCCCUUGACGUCGAUGCUAGUACAGAUUUUUCAGAUACCACAUCUGGAAGCUUGAAUCUCUUGACGCCAUCGUCUACGAAUAGCCGCAUCCGGGAUUUCACAUCGCGCAUACAGGAGAGGGCGGGCUCCACGCUACAGCCGAGCUACCAGCCGACACCAACGCUCACACCCACCAGGACACCAGAAGACGUGACACCAACACCCAAGAAAGACAACCUUCUUAAGCCACCACCGAAGCUCUAUGUUGACUCCGGCAGUCACAGAUCACGCACACAACAAAAGAAACGUGAAGAAAUACCACAAAAGAAACCCAGUUAUCUAAAUCUAGCUUGCUCCGUUAAUGGCUACACAAACCUAACCACAUACGACUCGAAGCUGAGACAAGACAUCAACAAGAGCCGAGAAGCUUCUCCAAUAAGACCAAUAACGCACACGUAUCAAUACAAGAGCGAAAACAAUUCGUUGCUCGUACCUGUUCCUAUCAGUGCAAACAAACUGCUCGUACCGACCUUCAUUCCUCAUGAUACUGAAACUGAUUUGACAAAGAAAUCGCCUUCCAAGGCGCACAAAGAUCCUUACAUGUCCUCACCAUCCCAUGCCUAUAUGGCCGCUGAGAAUAAACAACUAAAGAACGACUUCCUAGGCUCCAGCAUGACGACCACAACUAGACCAUAUAUAUCCAAUGAUAACAAGAAUUUUGCUUCGUCAAUGCUACACAAAGACGAAGUUGAUAAUGCAAAGGAAAUUACCUUUAAAUCUAGUUAUUCGGAAUCUAAUUUUAGGCAAACAAUUACGACUAAUGGGAAGGAAUCACGAUUUAGUGCUGAAUCUUACACAAUAUCAUCCAAUGGUAUGUCGAAAAGGGUCGAAAUCACUAAAGAGAAUGGAGAAAAACUAACAAGUCCAAUGAAAAGCUUUAUCCAACAACGUGUAGAAAGGUUGUACGGGCCGGGAGCGUUAGCACAAGGAUUCUUCAAUCAGAAACGUCUUAAAUUCACAAGUCAAAGUGAUGGGGAGUGGUCGAAAGUGUUAACGGAGAAAUCAUUAAAUUGUCCCGAUAGAUGCCUCGGUCCGAGAAAGUCUUGUAGCAAUCUCGAGAGCGAGAAUAUGUUUUCUAGUCCCAAAGAAUCAGACUCGAGUGUUUUACCGGUUUUAAGACAUUUACGACCUGAAUUCCGAGCACAACUUCCUAUACUGUCCCCUAAGAAGAGCUUAAAAUGUGACCUGUCCCCUCAAAAGGACGAAAACAUUCCAAAGCCCGUAGAUAAGACUGAAAUACAAGUUGAAGAUAAAAUAAGUGAUGUGUCGGUAACAAAUGGUGUAUCUGUGAUAAAUUUAGACGAUGACAAGGAAGAUGUGGCAAAGGACUCGGUGAAUGGCAGUGCAAGUGUGAACGGUGCUGAGAAAGUUAACGGAGAUGUUGUUAAAGAUGCACAUUAUUUCUUAGAUCUGGAAAAGAAGGAGACGGAGAGACUUAUUGCACUUGCAAUCACCGCCGAAAAAGAAUUGGAGAAUUUACAGAAUGACGAGAACAUCAGUGAAGAAGUGUUUGGCUUACUGCGGGCCGCGGCCGGCAAAGCACGUCUAUUGGCUACGCAGAAGAUGCAACAAUUUGAAGGCCUCUGCUACAACAAUAUCAACGAGCGUCAGGACGAGCCGUUCCCCACCACAUUGCAGGACCUGCAGGGCUUCUGGGACAUGGUGUGUCUGCAGGUGCGCAAUGUAGACGCCCUCUACCAGCACAUCGCCAACGUCAAGGCCAACGGAUGGAAAGAGAUAGCGUCCCCAGUGUCGAAACCAGCGCCGGUGACGACAACUCCAUCCCGUGGGCGAGUGCGCGCACCUCGACAAAACGACGAGAAGUCGCAAAAGGCCAAACUCGCCGCAGAGAAGAGAGAGGCGGACCGUAAGGCGAUGCUGGAACAUAGAAGACGCAUGGCACGUGAGCGACAGCAAGCGGCCAACCCCGCACACACCGCGACCUCACACGUCACUGACAAUGGCAAUGCUUCACAGGAGGUUGAAAUAUUUGUCGGUAAAAGCAACAAAACCGAUAAAAUUGCGUCACAAACUGACAGCACAAGCAAUUUGUCAGCGGACGCACAACUCAGCUGAUUUGCUUGAAUUUAAUAUAUUAUUUAUUGUACUGCUUCUAUAAACCUCGGUCCCUUAUCAUACUUAGAGUCGCUUUAAUGUUAAUUAAGGUGUACCUUAGUUAGAGUUCAUACUUAAUCUACACUAAGUUACUUCUUUAGUUAUCAUUUAACAACUCUGAAUAAGAUAUCGUUAUGUUGCCUGGAAUUAAAAUUAAUGAAAUUUUAU